UCUUCACUGACUCUAACUUGACUACCGCCCUCAGAGUGCCAGUCGAUCGACUCUUUUCAGCCUGUUAACGAAUUGCACCUUGAAACUUUUAUAUUUUUGCGUCCAAUAUGUCAAUCAGUCGGAAGAACUGGUCGGCUUUGUCCAGCCUGGCGCGCCAGUGGACGAUGGAGGACGAGGAGGAAGUGGAAAGGGAGAGGAGGAGAAGGGUGAAGAGCUCCACAAGUACCGCUGACCCCGAUGCUGACUUUAGCCAAACAACUGGAGACACACCCACCCACGACAGUGCCUUCAGGACAGACUCCACAAGUGAGACUUCCCAGGAACUCAGCAGUGUGGAGCAGAUGCAGCUAGACUUUGUGGAGAUGCUGCGUGUCCGUGAUGAGAAGCGGAGGAUGAGGCACGUGGAGACGCUGAGACAACAGAAGGAAGCAGAGGAGAAUGAGGCAGAGGCGGGCAGAUUAGAAGCCAGGGUGGAGCUACUUGGGGAUCUGGAGGAUGAGCAGGGCAGCGCGAUGCCCUCUGUGAAAGCUACGUCCAAGCCACAACCACCACCAAAAACAGCCUCUUUCAGCCCCACCAACAGCACCAGCAGGAAUAACAGACAACAUGAAAAUGGAGAGUCGGCGAGCAAAGACCCUGAUCCCAAGCCAUCAUCCAACCCAACCCGCAAGUUUGUCAGCUCCCUCUCCAUCUCACUCGACAAAAGCCCCUCCGCUAGCGGGUGCACUAGUCCUAUGAGCCCUCGCUCUCCGACUGCGCCCUUUUCCCCUCGAGAACACUGGGGGUCUCCGUGUCAGAGCCCCUCUACUGUUCAGAACGGACAUACACAGGAGACCAACGAGAACUUUGAACCUACAGCCAAACCAGCAUUCGGCAGACAGAGCUCCAGGACUAUAUCUUUCAGGAUGUUGAGGAAGAAAGAAGAGGAGAGUACUCCGCCGCUGCAGAGGAGUGCGAGUGUGAGGAUGGCCUCAAAGAAGUUUGAAUCCAACACAGACCAGAAUGAAGAUGAAGCAUCAUCUUUCCAGAGAAACUCUAAGCAGAGGAUUUCAUCCAGGUCUAUCAAGGAGAAGAUGGAGAGACUGGCUCAGGCUGCACAGAAGUCAGAUGUGGCGCGAUCUCCAGACGUGACCCAGAGGACCCUGUUCCUGCUGGACGAGGUGUCCAGGAAGAGAGGCCUCUUUGAGAAGGAGCAGCAGGCAGCGAGCCCCACUAGCCCGGGAGUGUCCAGACAGGAAUUUAGGAGCUUCAAAUCAGGGAUGUCGGACCGGAUCAACCGCUGGCUCAACAAGUCCAACCAGCCUGUGUCUGCACACUGUUCAACUGACUUGAGACAUGUGGACAUCUCCAGUAAGAGGAGCCUGUUUGAGACCAGAGAGGAGGACAGCGUCCCAAAAACCAGCCCUGGAAAAAUCUACAAGUGAACAGGAUUUAGUAGACGGGGAGGAGGACGCCAUGACUGACUGAUUGUUUUUUUCAAGCUUUUUGUUUUUUUCUUUUUUCCCUGCUAAGGACACAGGAGCAGAUAUGCCAAAUAGAGAAAAAUGUGAGUCGAGUUUUAGCUUAACAGGACUGAAAAGGAGGAUACUGCUUAUAAAGUUAAGAGGACUUAAUCAUUCA
Centropristis striata (black sea bass) is the source of this 1620-nucleotide messenger RNA. It is a transcript of the gene lad1, whose product is annotated as ladinin. NCBI's taxonomy places the organism in Eukaryota, Metazoa, Chordata, Actinopteri, Perciformes, Serranidae. The record is from RefSeq and is a predicted model, not a curated record. The transcript is spliced from 14 exons. Bases 108 to 1424 code for a protein of 438 amino acids. Gene Ontology annotation, molecular function: structural molecule activity.